GUUCGCUCGGAGCUGAAACGGCGACUGGACAGGGAGAUAUCAGUCAAUGUCUUUCAAGGCCAGGACACGCGAACGAAAGCGGGAAUUGGCGAGGUCCCACAGCAAAAAAUGGAGGGGCCACGUUCUCCUGAGGGCGAUGGCGACUCACAGGAAGAGGAAUAUAAUGAACAAGCGAGCGCAGUAUGGAGAUGCUAUCACCAGAUAAAAUUCAACUAA
Messenger RNA from Trichoderma asperellum CBS 433.97, 216 nucleotides. NCBI's taxonomy places the organism in Eukaryota, Fungi, Ascomycota, Sordariomycetes, Hypocreales, Hypocreaceae. The record is from RefSeq and is a predicted model, not a curated record.